This is a messenger RNA of Ectocarpus siliculosus, 2613 nucleotides long. The record is from the annotation of a GenBank genome assembly. Lineage: Eukaryota; Phaeophyceae; Ectocarpales; Ectocarpaceae.
AUGCGGCGGAAGCUGGAGGCGCAGGACUACCUGGGCGUGAUCGAGGCCAUGCGGGCGUCGUCCCGCGCGCCCCCUCGUCUUUCGGGAGGGGCUGCUGCUGUUGCGAAGCAGGAGGUGGGACGGGGCGACGGCGGGGUGGGAUGGGCGCCUACGGAAGAGACGUACGGCCUGGCGCUGGAGGCGUGCGGGAAGGUUCGAAAGCGGUGGGGUUUCAAGGCGCCCUUGUUCUUGAUCCAGGAGAUGCGGGACGUUAAUCUGGAGAUCUCCCUGGUGCACUACCGGGGGGCGGUGACGGCGUGCGCGCUCACGAGGCAGCUGUCCGGGGUGCUCCCCCUGCUGGACGAGAUGAGGGAUCGCGGCGUGGCCGCGGACGUGGUCAAGCGGGCUCUAGGCUUGGUGCAGAUGAUGCGCUCGGAGGGGCUUGCUCCGACGGCGAUCACGUACAAUGUGCUGCUGCGCUUGUGUGGGCUUGGCGGGUGCUGGGCCACGGGGCUGGAGCUGAUGGGCAUGAUGGAGGACGAGGGGAUAACGCCCAACCCGUACCACUACAACUCCAUGUUCAUGGCCCUAGAGCGCGGGGAGCGGUGGAGAGAAGCCGCCGAACUGUUCCGCAAGAUGCGCGCAUGCGGUACCAGACCCAACGCGCUGACGUACGCGCCGCUGAUAGGGGUGAUGGACCGCUGCAACAAGCAAGAUAUGGCUGGCGCGGUGCUGAAGGAGAUGCUGCGGGAGAGCCCCAGGGACUCGACGCGGGAGUAUAACCUGCUGCUUAACGCGUGCGCGAAGGCCCGGAAGUGGGAGCACGCGCAGUUAGUCUUCGAGGACAUGAAGAAGAAGGCGGGCGUGAAGCCGGACAACGUCACGUACAACACGGUCAUCAACGCGCUCGGCCGAUGCGGCAGGGUCAAGGAGGCGACGGUGCACCUGCACGCCAUGAAGGAGCAGGGGCUAAGCCCGGACGUGGUGACGUUCGGCACCCUCAUACACGCCUGCGCGCAGAGCGCCAAGAGGGAGCCGGCGCUGGCGCUGUUUGCGGAACUGGUCAGCCGCGGGUUGAAGCCCAAUCUGGAGGCUUACAAGGGUUGCAUCGUCUCGUGCCAUAAGACCGGACACUAUCAGCAGGGGCUGGACUUGUUCAACCGCAUGUUGGCAGAUAAAGUGAGGAUGGACAGGGUGGUGUUCAACACAGCCAUCGCAUGCUGCGCGCAGCUCAAGCUUUGGAGACGAGGGGUGGCGAUGUUGGACGAGAUGCGCGAGAGGAAGGUGGCCCCUGACCAGUACAGCUACAACAGUGCCAUCUACGGCUGCGUCAAGGCGCAGCAGUCGCAGCAGAUGACCAUGGUGCUCGCGCGCAUGCGUGAGGAUGGCUUCGACCCAGACGUGUGGACCUACUCCAACCUCAUCCGCUGCCUUGCGGAUUCGAUGCUGUGGCGGAGGGCGGUGGGCAUCCUGGACGACAUGCUGCUCGAGGGCCGGGUGCAGCCGGACGCGCACUGCUUCAACGCGGCCGUCAGAGCCUGCUCCAAGGUUGGAGAGUGGGCGGAGGCGGAGCGGCUGGUGACGGGAAUGCGGGGACAGGGGCUGGCGCCGGACAAAUACACGUACAACUCUCUCAUAUACGCGUACGGAAACUCGGGCGAGUGGGAGAAAGCCCUGUCCAUGCUUGAAGAGAUUCGCGCGGCCGGUUUCAAGGUCAACUGCAUGGCCUACAGCGCCGCCAUCAAGGCGUGCGACAAGGCUUUCCAGUGGGAGAGGGCCCUGGAGCUGCUGGACAGGAUGGUGGAGAGGGGCGGGGUCAAGCCCAACCUCUUCGCCUACAACCACGCCAUGUCCGCCUGCGUCCGUUUUUCUCCUCCUUAUUCGAGGCGGAAAGAGCUCCACGGAGAGGGUGGGGGACAGGGUGCCGUCUCGCCCACUUCGUUUUGCGUACCAGCCAAUCUCCCUGUUUUCGAGGCGGGCAUCCCCGGAGACUGGUACAGCAACCACGCCCUGCUUGAGGCGCUCGGCCGGGGGGGGAGGUGGGAGGAGGCCGUGAAGACGUUCGAGGACAAGAAGAGGCAGGCCGACCGCCCCCCGGAGCAGACUUGCUACAAGACAAUGCUCCGGGUGUGCGAGAGGGCGGGCUUCGCCUGUCAGGCCGUGGAGUACCUCAAGGAGAUGCCCGCCGCGGGCGUCCCGCCGACCCUCUCGCACUUCAAGCAGGCCUUGAAGGCUUGCGAGAGGGCGACGAGCAGAGGUCUCACCGGCGGCAGGGGCGACCGUAGCACCAGCGCUAGCAGCAGGAGCAGCGGCAGUGCUGCAUCGUCGUCGUCAUUGUCGGGGGAAGGCGGCGGCAGGCACGGGUGGGAGUCGGGCGUGGCCGCUGCGGUUGCCGCGGUGCCCGUGAUCUUGGAGCUCGUCAGGGAGAUGACGGGCUUGAGCCCGGACGACGAUUGCUACUCCUCCGCCAUGAGGGCUUGCCAAAACGCCGGGAUGGGAGACGCGGGCUCGGAGUUGAUGGACGACUUGCAGGCCCAGUCCGCCGUGAGGCGGAUGGUUGGGGGGGGAGGCGGCGGCGGCGGCCAGGACGGUAACCGCGGCGACGACGCUCCUCUCAACGGGGACGGGUUGUAA